AUGAAAGAUAUGGAGUUCAGGCUCAACUAUCAUGUUGGCACGGGAGAAGGCGGGCGCGAUGCAAGAUACAAUGUUUGCCAAGUGCUUAUUGACAAUCGUGUCCCGCACGCCAUAUGGUUUGAAGAUGCUCUUGUCCACUUCGAUGUUCCUACUGCUGUGUUUGAUCUGUAUAUUCUAGUUAUGGACAUUGACUUGGCUGCCAAUAUCCUGGCUAAGGCUGGGUGGCAUUUCGAUAUGCAAGCACCACAUCUCAUUGGGAAUGCGGAGGUGGAUUUGUUGGACUUUCCUCAACAGCGAUUAAUAUCCCCGGAUGGCGAGACGAGAACGGUUCUCCUUCCCGCGACAGACUGGAAGUUUCCUCUAACGUCCAACACCCGAUUGGAAUUUGUGCCUUUAGAAGCCAUGCCGUCGCUCAAGGUGCCAUUUCCGCCAUUGGCAGGUUUCUUGGAUGCGCUAAUCGAUAGCUGGCUCGACUGUCCCAGCAAUGAUGCGAUGCUAUUAAUUGUUCUGGCUUGCCAGAUCUCCUAUCUCUACACGCAUGCUCCGGCUUUAAAACAGAAGUCUUUCGCCGAAGAAAUGAAAUACGAGCAUCGCCAGUUUCAAUUCGACGUGUUAGCAGGAAUGGAGACUGGGACGUUGCAAUUUCGACAGCACCAGCGUGAUAUUCGGGAUGCUUUAUUACGCGGCCAGUAUACAUUGCGGGAUUGCUCCGCUUCCCGUGACAAUAAAGAUUUGUUCGACCCCUUUGGAGGGAUCACAUUUGAAUCAGUUGCGGAGGAGGAGCACGAUGAGGAAUCUUAUGAGUCCUACAAAGAUUGA
This is a messenger RNA of Aspergillus luchuensis, 819 nucleotides long. RefSeq lists its product as uncharacterized. Bases 1 to 819 code for a protein of 272 amino acids. The transcript has a single exon. NCBI's taxonomy places the organism in Eukaryota, Fungi, Ascomycota, Eurotiomycetes, Eurotiales, Aspergillaceae. The record is from RefSeq and is a predicted model, not a curated record.